Molecule: messenger RNA, 1827 nt
Organism: Ziziphus jujuba (common jujube)
Lineage: Eukaryota; Viridiplantae; Streptophyta; Magnoliopsida; Rosales; Rhamnaceae
Product: GDSL esterase/lipase At4g26790
Exons: 3
Coding region: 481-1536 (351 amino acids)
Molecular function (GO): hydrolase activity, acting on ester bonds
Source: RefSeq, a predicted model, not a curated record
AAAAAAAAAGUGGAAAUCACAAUGUACUCCUUUAGCACUAGUUAAUUCAAAAGAAAAGAGAAAAGUUUCUGUGAUAAGUAGCAUACACUGGCAAUUCCCAAAAUUUAUAUCACUAAUGUUUCUGUAAUAAGUUUCUUCUAAGGAUCACUGCUAAAUUGGUGUAGGUGGGGUUUAGGAGACCCAUAACGCAAAAUCCUUGAAAAAAUAAGCGCUUAGGCUGCCCAUUGUUCUGGCCAACUUUCUCCAAUUUCAACCCACAUAUUUUACAAAACACAAGAAUUCUUCAAGUAACAAUGUUUCAACAAACUUCAUCAACCUCCAUUUAUCAACAACUCCUCCACUACCCCCUCUAAAUCUUUCUUAUCAGUAACAUUAAAUCGUUCUUACCUUACCAGUUUUAUCAACCACCUCAAUAUUAGUCAUUCUUUAAAACAUCAGAUUAUAGCCAAAGGCCAAAAAAAAAAAAACAAAAAAAAAACCAUGGUGGCACACAAGGCCAUUCACUUCUAUCUAUUAACUCCUCUUCUAUUGCAAAUCCUUAAAAUACAUGCAAAAGUUCCAGCCAUUAUUGUGUUUGGAGACUCUUCUGUGGAUGCAGGGAACAAUAAUCAGAUUUCCACAAUCCUAAAGAGCAAUUUUCAGCCUUACGGUCGUGAUUUCAAUGGUGGACAGCCUACCGGACGGUUUUCCAAUGGUCGGAUUCCAACAGAUUUCAUCUCUGAAGCUAUGGGAAUCAAACCAAUUAUACCUGCAUAUUUGGAUCCAACUUAUGACAUUAAGGAUUUUGCUACUGGGGUCUGCUUUGCUUCUGCAGGAACUGGUUAUGAUAAUGCCACUUCUGAUGUGCUAUCUGUGAUACCUUUAUGGAAGGAAUUAGAGUACUACAAGGAAUACCAGAAUGAACUGAGAGACUAUCUUGGAAACGAUAAAGCUAAUGAGGUUUUGAGUGAAGCACUAUAUCUGAUUAGCAUAGGAACUAACGAUUUUCUAGAGAACUACUAUGUAAUUCCAGGCAGAUCAUCAGAAUUUUCCAUAGAGGAGUACCAAAAUUUUCUUGUAGGGAUUGCUGGUGAUUUCAUCACAGCGCUUUACCAGCUUGGGGCCCGAAAGGUAUCAAUAGGUGGCCUUCCUCCAAUGGGGUGUUUACCAUUGGAAAGAACCAUGAAUAUCUUAUAUGGGAGUGGCUGUAUAGAGGAGUAUAAUGAUGUGGCCAAAAAUUUCAAUAAGAAGUUGCAAGGUUUGGUUGCAAAGCUAAAAAUGGAACUUGGAGUACAACUGGUGCUUUCAAACGUUUAUGACAUUCUCUCAGAAAUGAUUCAGAAACCAAACUCUUUUGGAUUUGAAGAUGCAGCAACGGCAUGUUGUGGCACAGGAUUGUUUGAGAUGGGAUAUUUGUGCGAUAAAUUAAUAAACCCCUUUACAUGUUCUGAUGCAAGUAAAUAUGUAUUUUGGGAUUCCUUCCACCCCACAGAAAAGUCAAAUGCCAUUAUUGCUGAUCAUGUAUUAAAAACUUCCCUAGCUCAGUUUCUAAUGUAACUACUAAGUAUAUAAUUUAGUUUGCAGAAUUUUCACUGUAGCAAUCCUGUUUGUGAUACCAAGCCACUAUUCUUGCGUAUAAGUUAUAACUAAUAUAUUUUCAAACAAUUCCCUUCUACGUAUAAUAUCUGCACAUAUUGAAGCUUCCCACACUAUCCCAUGGUGCAAGAUUGUGGAUUAGAAAAGGAUAAUUUCCAGGCAUUAAGUAGCCAAACCACAACUCAAAAGGGAUUCACUCAAUUUAACCUGUAUUUCAAAAAUGAUUGAACCUAUUUGCAUGAAUAAAAACUG